AUGAGAGAAGUAAUCAGCGUAAAUGUCGGCCAAGCUGGUUGUCAAAUCGGUAACGCAUGCUGGGAGCUAUACUCGUUAGAACACGGGAUAAGACCAGAUGGUUACUUGCAAGAAGGUCUUUCUAAGCCCAAAGGUGGUGAAGAGGGUUUUUCCACCUUCUUCAACGAGACUGGGUCCGGUAAGUUUGUUCCACGUGCCGUUUACGUCGAUUUGGAGCCUAACGUCAUUGACGAGGUACGCACGGGCCCUUACAAGGAGUUGUUUCACCCCGAGCAAUUGAUCAGCGGGAAAGAAGAUGCUGCCAACAACUACGCGCGUGGUCAUUAUACGGUUGGAAGAGAACUCUUAGAUGACAUUUUGGAUAGAAUUAGAAAGAUUUCAGACCAAUGUGAUGGUCUGCAGGGUUUCUUAUUUACACAUUCGUUAGGUGGUGGUACCGGUUCUGGUUUGGGAUCUCUACUCUUGGAGCAACUCUCUAUUGAUUACGGCAAAAAAUCCAAGUUGGAGUUCGCAGUGUAUCCUGCUCCACAGGUCUCAACUUCCGUAGUUGAACCAUACAACACUGUUUUGACAACACACACCACUUUGGAACACGCCGAUUGUACCUUUAUGGUAGACAACGAAGCAAUCUACGACAUGUGCAAGAAGAAUUUGGAUAUCUCGAGACCAAGCUUCGCUAAUUUAAACAAUCUAAUUGCACAAGUAGUAUCUUCUGUGACCGCUUCUUUGAGAUUCGACGGUUCGCUAAAUGUUGAUUUGAACGAAUUCCAAACCAAUUUGGUUCCAUAUCCUAGAAUUCAUUUCCCAUUGGUUUCUUAUGCUCCAAUCCUAUCCAAGAGCAAGGCUCAUCACGAGUCUAACUCCGUUUCUGAAAUUACCAACGCUUGUUUUGAACCUGGUAACCAGAUGGUGAAAUGUGACCCAAGAGCAGGGAAAUACAUGGCAACCUGUUUGCUAUAUAGAGGUGACGUUGUGACCAGGGACGUACAAACAGCAGUUGCCCAAGUUAAAAAUAAGAGAACUGUUCAAUUGGUUGAUUGGUGUCCUACCGGUUUCAAGAUCGGUAUCUGCUAUGAGCCUCCUACUGCUACUCCACAAUCUCAGCUCUCUUCUGUGAACAGAGCUGUAUGUAUGCUAUCCAACACAACUGCUAUUGCAGAUGCUUGGAAGAGAAUCGACAGAAAAUUCGAUUUGAUGUACGCUAAGAGAGCCUUUGUUCACUGGUACGUUGGCGAAGGUAUGGAAGAAGGUGAGUUUACCGAGGCCAGAGAAGAUCUUGCUGCCCUAGAGAGAGAUUACAUCGAAGUUGGUGCUGACUCGUAUGCUGAUGAAGAAGAGUUUUAA
Lachancea fermentati is the source of this 1344-nucleotide messenger RNA. The record is from the annotation of a GenBank genome assembly. NCBI's taxonomy places the organism in Eukaryota, Fungi, Ascomycota, Saccharomycetes, Saccharomycetales, Saccharomycetaceae.